Molecule: messenger RNA, 4363 nt
Organism: Solenopsis invicta (red fire ant)
Lineage: Eukaryota; Metazoa; Arthropoda; Insecta; Hymenoptera; Formicidae
Product: protein dimmed
Exons: 5
Coding region: 666-1274 (202 amino acids)
Molecular function (GO): protein dimerization activity
Source: RefSeq, a predicted model, not a curated record
CCGCAUUGGGCGCUCGGCCGGCCCUGACCGUAUCCGGCACACCGUAGCCGCUGAUAAAGUUUUCGCUCCUGACUUUUUCGGAUACGCGCUACGCCGCGAAACCGCCGCCGCCGCCGCCGCCGCCGCCGCCGUCGCCGCCGUCGCCGCUACUUCCUUCCUUUCUCUAUCUCUUUCUCUCUCUCUCUCUCUUUCCCUUUCCAAAGACUCGGAGAUUGCGAUCGUGCAAUCUGAAUAACAGUGCAAUUCGAAUCCCUCCUCCCUGCCCUCCCGUCUCCGUCCCCUCUCUCUCUCUUUUUUUCCUCAGACAGUUUUUCUAAAUUUCCUUAUCGCAGCUUCGCCGAUAAUCGUCGUCGACGUUGCUCGCUCCUCGAGCUCCUCGGAAUUGACAGCAGCGAUUGACGGGACGUUAUUGAUGACCGUCGAAGCGGACAGCGGGCUGCUCGCGGGCUAGGUAACGAACGAUGAUUUAGUGGCAAGAUCAAGUGAGUGUCGUGUGAAAGGAAAAGUGUGCGGUACGUUCGGGCGGCGAAAAGCGCGCUAGUGCACCACCAGCGCAGCAGACGCCAGUUUCAGUGAGCGUGUUUCACUCGUCGGCACUUACACGAGGCACUGAUGGAGAAUAAUCGGCCGACGAGGGGGAUCGAGCUGUGAUUCUGAUCAGGAUAAUGCGAAGCCUGGAUAGGCUGUCGGGUAGCGACCAGGACUGCGGUGAUCGGGAAAUGUACAUCGACCUGGACGACGCCUCCGUCGACUCGAUUACUGGGAAACGUACUCGCCACCAUGUCGCGGAGGUGGGCGAGGAGAGCGACAGCAGCGGGAGCGAGAGGAGCCCGAAGCAGGCGAAGAGAAGAAAUCGCGGCGGCGCGCCGCCGGCCACGAGGCGACGGAAAAGCGGAAUUUCCGCGCGCGAGAGGAACUUGAGGAGGCUCGAGAGUAACGAGAGAGAGAGAAUGAGAAUGCACUCCCUCAACGAUGCCUUUGAGCAAUUACGCGAGGUAAUACCACACGUAAAAAUGGAGAGGAAGCUCAGCAAGAUAGAAACGCUCACGUUGGCUAAAAAUUAUAUAAUGGCACUGACGAAUGUCAUAUGCGAGAUGCGCGGCGAGGAACAACCGUACACAUUUGUCGAUGGCGAAUGCGGUUCCAGCAGCGGUGAUAGUACCGGUCAACUAGAAUUAAGCGGGGGUGAACAACCUGACGAAUCAUCCCCCGCGUCGAUUCACGAGACCAACAACAACAGUCUUCUCCACGAGGAUCUAGAACGCAGGAUCUAAGAAAAUUCGAUCUAAACGACAAGCGUCGAGACACGUACAUGCAACACAGCCACGUACACACGCACACAUACACGCACAGACUCUGUGAUAAACUAUCAUAUUAGUGCCUUUCGUAGGGACAGCAAUCCGCGACGAUUCACUCAUUACUCGCCAUGGAUCUUCGUAGAGCGUCGUACGUUUUUUUUGAAAAAGCCGCGCUAGAAAUAACAAAACGAUCGAUGAUUCCGCAAUAGAAGAAGAAACGCGAGAUUCAGAACAGAAAGAACGGAAACCGAAUAGAAAAGAGACAUGAAGAUAAAAAAAAACAGAAGAGAAAGAGAAAAACAUAAAGAUAAACGUAAUGAGAUAAAAUAUAAAAUAGAAGAAAUAAGAAAAGGGACACGAGACGAGAAAAGAGAAAGAUGAGGAAAGAAUUCGCGUUUUUAGAAUAUACGUAAUACACGGGGCGUUUCCGAUUUAGCGCAUAAUCCUUUUCAAAGAGAGACUUCUCGACGAGACGAGAUGUUCUUAGAAGAAGUUUCAUAGAAAAAGCCAUUAUUUUUAUAACUUAAUUUCUAUCUCCGACGUUAGAGAUACCUUAACAGCCAAACCUCGAUCUAAGGACGGUAUUCACGGUCCGAGGUUAAAUUGAAAAUCGUUUCUAAAUUUAAAGGCUGGACAUGAGCAAUCUUGAAAUUCCUCAUUCGAUGAAAUGAUAAUACAGCGUCUCAAGAUCGUGCCUAAAACGAUCUUGAACGCAAGAUCGGACUGUAUGAAUACCGGCUCAAGAUUCCAUUAAAGCGAUAGUCUAUAAAGUAGAUUAAGAAAUAACGUUUCAUUACGUAGUUAAAUCCCCGGAGUUUAAUUCGUUAUUGAAACUGCUCAAUUCUCACUCCCUUUUUUAACUCAAGAAUGAGUAAUUCAAGCUGAACUUGAUAGAGAAAUUCUUACUAUUGUUACACAAAAAGCAGAAGUCUAUUUUCUUAUCUAGGGCUGAAAGAGAUAAUGUACUUCUCCAAAUAUCUAAGUAACGACGUGUUCAGGUAGAACGUGCGUCUCGCUGUACAUAUAGAAUAUAUCGAGAGAGAAAGAGACAGAAUGCGAGAGUGAGAGAAAGAGAGAGAGAGAGAAAGAGAACAUACCCAGAAAAAUAUUUAUAUCGUACGGCACUCGUAAAGUGUACCGAAAGUAACGGUUGUGCAAAUUCACCUUUCGUGAAUUCUUCCGUCAAUCGUUAAAUUUCCAUUUAAUUUAUUCUUUUAUCAACAUUUCGUUUUCCUACUGCAAGAUAUUAUCACGCUAGUUACAAUCACUACUAUUAUUACUAUUACUCUUAUUCCUAUUACUAAUUCUGUUGCUAUAUUGCUACACUAUUACUACUGCAACCAUCACUCCUACUAUUAUUCCUACUACUAUACGACUAUCAUUCCUAUAUAGUACCAUUGUUACAUGGUUAUUUAGAGCUAUUACUUUUUAUUUUGAUUAAUAUUCUAUUAUUUUUUAAUUCCUUUGAAAGAUUAUUAUUAUUACUGUUAUUAUUAUUACAUUAUCACUAUUAUUGUUAUCGUAUUAAAUUAAUAACACAUGAUUUUAAUGUUUCAUUUUAGAAAUGUUAUCUGUUGCAACGUGCACUUCACUCACAUUUCUCCGUCCGCGAAUUGUCUAAAGGACAAACAUCUUUCUCAACAAAUUCGCCAAAAUUGGUAUUAAUUAACCGCAAUAACUACAUUUAUAAUCUUUACCCAUCAUCAAUUAUUAAUUACACUCUUAACUGCAAGCUACACAUAUAAGUAACGAUUGUUUGUUGGCUAAUUAACAAUUACAAGCGUAAUUAACAAAUGUAGUAAAAUUAAUUAAAUUACAUUUGAUGAUUACCAACAAUUUCAUUACAAUUUUACCCAAUUCUGCUUGAAAAAUUAUUAUCUGUUACGUAAGUAAUUUUGCAUAAAAAGACGAAGAGAAGCAUAAUAAUGGUAUGGUAGAACUAAACAGACUAAUCAAGCUAACAGAUAACGAUCAUAUUAAAAUUUGUUAAUUGUACAUUUGCGAGAAAUCAAAUGCAAUUGAUUUAUUACGUAGUUACGUAACUAUUACAAUAUUCAUAUGGAUAUAUGUUACUGUUAAAGUAAUUAUUCAGACGGAACUUGCGUCUCGAAGUCAUAAGUCGUAAAAAUUUACAGUACAUUAUCGCUGUUAUUAAUGUAACAGUAUCAUUAUCGUUACGCCCUAUUAUCGUAUCGAACCGUUGUUACUAUCGUUAUCAUUGUCAUUGUCAUUGAGAUAGUAACUGCCAUGGUCAUUGUCUCAUACAUACACACACACCCACACGCACACACACACACACACACACACACACACACACACACACACACACACACACACACCACCACCACCACCACCACCCACACAUUAUGUUUUACUGUUAUUGACAUUAUUACAAAAUAGCGCAUUAUUUUAUGAUUCAAUAUCGCAUUCGCGCACGUGUCUCUGCAUUCUACUCGUGCGCAUGAAUCAUUUUCAUAAUCGUAAUUUUUUUGGACAUAACUUAAAUUUAAUCGUCUUCCCUACUUUUUAAAAGUAGAACUACAUAGGUAAACUUAAGGCAGCUUUAACACUCUGUAUACAUUGUUUUUCGGCACUUUUUCUACACACGUUGGAUCACGACACUGUCGAGUUAAUUUUCAUUACUUUUAUAAGUUUAAAAUGACUUUUACAUAUGCUUUAACGUUUCUAGAAAGUAUUUGUAUGGUUGCUUAUUUAAAAAAAAAAAAUGUAUAUAAAUGUUACAACUCUGAUUAUGGCGCUCUUAGUUUUUCGAAGAAAAAUUCCCAGGAUAAAAUUGUCGAAUCGUGUAUACAGAGUGUUAAUAUUUGUAGAAACGGUCCUAUAUCAUGAAAGAUUUACAUAGCGUAGUUUUAUUAUGUGCGACAUUUUUUAUGUAAAUAUUCGCGUUAUGUUUGAAAAAUUUUACGCGAGAAUACAGGGUGUGAUUAAGUUGCUCACCCAUAUAUUAUAACUUCUUUGCUAAAUACCUUAAAUAGAAAUUAUUGAAAAGCAAAAUGUUUCGCUUCAAAGCAUUUAUAUUGUAAUAAAAAGCAAUUCUACGUUCA